This is a messenger RNA of Dentiscutata erythropus, 588 nucleotides long. NCBI's taxonomy places the organism in Eukaryota, Fungi, Glomeromycota, Glomeromycetes, Diversisporales, Gigasporaceae. The record is from the annotation of a GenBank genome assembly.
AUGCCUCUCCGCCUUGGUGACGAAGCCCCUAAUUUUAAAGCAACAACUACUGAGGGUGAUAUCGAUUUUCACGAAUUUAUCGGUAGCUCUUGGGUUGUCUUAUUUUCUCACCCAGCAGAUUUUACUCCGGUUUGCACUACAGAACUCGGAGAAGUUGCACGUCGUAGUAAAGAAUUUGAAGAACGUAAUGUUAAAGUAAUUGGUCUUUCUGCUAAUGAAUUGGGAGACCAUCACAAAUGGGUGAAAGAUAUUAAUGAUGUCAAUAAAGUUAAUGUUGGAUUCCCAAUUAUUGCGGAUGCGGAACGUAAAGUUUCUACUUUAUAUGACAUGUUGGAUUAUCAAGAUCCUACCAAUGUUGAUACCAAGGGAACUCCAUUUACCGUCAGAAGACGUAACUUUGAUGAAAUUAUUCGUGUCAUUGAUUCUCUUCAACUUGGUGACAAGCAUCGUAUUACUACUCCAGCUAACUGGAAGAAAGGCGAUGACGUCAUUAUUCAUCCUAGCGUUUCUAAUGAAGAAGCAGCAACAUUAUUCCCUGAUUAUAAAGCACCAUUGCCCUACCUUCGUUUAGCCAAAUCUCCUUUCUAA